AGUAUGAUGGGCUAAAUGGCAGUAUGGCACUGCCUUAAUACGCACUCCUCCGGUUCUUCUUGGACAAGGUUAAACACCUCCAAAUCAAGAGAUGGUCCCUUCAUUAUCAGCCUGAAUCGCACAGAAACAAAUCAGAGGAUGGGGUCUCCCACACACACAACCAUUUUUUUAUAAGAAAAUCCCACACAACCUGCAGCUGCUGGUGAGUGAUGAGCCUCUUUCUUUUCUGUUUUCUCCAAACAAAAGCAGCCAAGCCAGCCAACCAACCAGGAGGAAGAAGGCAAGAGGCCAUUAUUCCUUCCCUCUCUCCAGUGUCUCCACUACAUUAAUUUCCAGGCCCCAAUGACGAGAGGCCCCCUCCACCGGACCUCCGGCCGCCAGCAGAAGUAACUUCAGUGCGGCUCUGCGCGAAGCCACCAGCCGGAGGGCGCGGCCUUUGACCCGCUCCCCCCGCCGUCGCCAGCGCCAUGGCCGCGGACGCCACCACCUCCACCUCCUCCUCCUCCGCCGCCGCCUACCUCCCGCCGGCGCUCCCGGCCUCGCGCCAGGACAUCCAGGCCGCCGUCGCCAAGGCGGUCGAGCUGCGCGCGCUCCACGCCGCGCUCCUCCAGGGCGGCGCCAAUGCCGGCGCCUACGCCAGCGCCAGCCGGAGCCCGGCCGUCAUCCGCCUCCCGCCGGCCGCGUCGCCGGCGCUCGCCAGGCCGGGACUCGCGGCACCGGCCGCCGGCGCCGAGGACUACCCCGUGUUCGCCCCGACUUAUGAUGAAGAGCCCUUGGGUGGCAUGAACUACAUUCGCCAAGAUAACAGGAGUCUGUCUGAGAAUUGGAGUGGCAUUGGAUUGGACCAUGAUGGCCUAGAAGAUGAAGUGGCCUUCUCGGACUUUGACAACCACAACACCUUCUCUUCGUCAAACAGCGAGCUACACUUUUCUUCAUCAAACGAGCAUCUGCGGAACAGAAUGGCAUGCAGAAACCAUCCGUCCUUCCUUCAGCCCGCCCUCUCUGCUGACAGUUUGCUCAGUUCAGCCAGCCAGAUGACAGACUUAAAUGAAUUUAAGGCUGUUACGACAUGCAAUACCUGCAAGCCUGCGACUAUCAGCAGGGACACUGAAGCCGAUGCCAAGUCCCUGAAGAACCUCGAUAGCACAGCUCCGCUGUCAAACUACCACCCUGCUGCCUUCUCCCGGACAAGGCAUAAAGGGCCACAUAUUCUCUCGUGGCUCUUACCUAAGUCAAAGAGGAAGCCAAAAUCAGACAUGUCACCAAACACCAUCGAAUGUGAGAACAUGUCACAGCUUCUUAAGGAGUGGGGUGUGUUCUCGCUGGACUCCCUGAAGAAAGAGGUUGUUGAAGCCAAUGAGCACAGGGACGCCGCCCUGCAAGAAGUAUCGGAGAUGAAAUCAUCAUUAGGAGAAUUGACUACCAAGCUAGUGAGCCUGGAAGCAUACUGUUCGGAACUGAAGAAGGCUUUAAAGCAAGCAACAAGCACGAAGAACAUGCAAUCUCACUCAAAGAGAUCAGCUAGAUCAGUUAGUGGCAGCAGAGACAAUUCCUUGCCCGUCAGUCAUGGAGUUAUGGUGGAAGGAUUUUUGCAGAUCGUAUCUGAGGCCCGUCUCUCCAUAAAACAGUUCUGCAAGGUACUAAUCCAACAAGUCGAAGAUGCUGACAAUGGACUAUCAGAUAAGCUAAAUUUACUCCUACAACCUUAUCAAAUUACACUCAACGACAAACACCCGAAACUAGUGCUGUACCACCUUGAAGCUCUGAUGAACCAAGCAAUGUACCAAGACUUUGAAAACUGCACGUUCCAGAAGAACGGGUCGCCCAAGUGCCUCGACCCCAAGCAGGAUCGGCAGGAGAACUUCGCCUCUUUUGUCGCCCUGCGCAACCUGAGCUGGAACGAGGUCCUGAAGAAAGGCACCAAGUACCACUGCGAGGACUUCAGCCGCUUCUGUGACCAGAAGAUGAGCUGCAUCGUGUCCACCCUGAACUGGUCGUGGCCGUGGGCUGAGCAGCUGCUGCAGUGCUUCUUCGUGGCGUCCAAGUGCAUCUGGCUGCUCCACCUGCUGGCGUUCUCCUUCAGCCCACCGCUGACGAUACUGCGGGUCGAGGAGAACAGGGCCUUCGACCAGAUCUACAUGGAGGACGUGCUGUUCGACAAGCAGCGGGCGCAGCACCAUCCAUCGUCGCAGGUGAAGCUCAUGGUGAUGCCUGGGUUCUAUGUCCAGGACCGGGUUCUCAAAUGCAGGGUGCUCUGCAGGUACAGCUAAACAAUGUGUGUUUGUUGCUGAUUGGAGGUGCCUAUAGUUUGUUUUGACUGAUUGUUAGUGUGAUGUAGUAGCAUUUGUUCUGCUGAGUUGCAAAGUGCUACACAGGAAUGCCAGAAUGUCGUUUUGACCGUUGACGUGCCUGUCAGUAUAUCUGUAACAUACUUGCGUAAGAGCGCCAUGUGUAAGAAAGAUUUAUGGAAAUUUUUAACGUAGCAUCUCUGUCGUUUGCCAUGAA
Molecule: messenger RNA, 2505 nt
Organism: Setaria italica (foxtail millet)
Lineage: Eukaryota; Viridiplantae; Streptophyta; Magnoliopsida; Poales; Poaceae
Product: IRK-interacting protein
Exons: 2
Coding region: 468-2270 (600 amino acids)
Source: RefSeq, a predicted model, not a curated record